Zeugodacus cucurbitae (melon fly) is the source of this 942-nucleotide messenger RNA. Its product is annotated as venom allergen 5-like. The record is from RefSeq and is a predicted model, not a curated record. The transcript has 3 exons. Lineage: Eukaryota; Metazoa; Arthropoda; Insecta; Diptera; Tephritidae. The coding region runs from base 79 to 888 and encodes 269 amino acids.
AAGUUUUAUUUUUACUUACAUAUAUUUUUUCGAGAAGUUUUACACAUUUAUUUCAUAUCGCACUAUAAAUACCAAAAAAUGUUUAACAUUCACUAUUUCCGCUUUUAUUUAGUCGCUGUUUUGAUGUGGCCUUAUAUUUUCACCAACGCUUAUUAUUAUUGUGAUAAGCAGUAUAAAUUAUGUGGUGAUAAGAAGCAUUUUAUGUGUGAUCCGGAUGCUGUGCCUAGCGAAGGCGAACUUCUAGGUCUUUUGCCAUUGACAGGGUCGAUUAAGCGACUUUAUGUGGAUCGUCACAAUGAAUAUCGCAACAAAUUAGCUGGAGGUGACCAAGAAUUCGAAGGCGGUGGAAAAUUUCCUAAAGCCACACGCAUGCGUGAAAUGAUAUGGGAUGACGAGUUAGCGUAUCUAGCCGGAAUGCAUGCCAAACGUUGUUCUAUAUUUCGCGCUGAUUGCCACGCCGCUACACGGUUCCCAGACUCUAAUCAAGUUCUUUGGCAUAGGGAAUUUGAAGAAAAGCCAAAGGAAGUGAUUGACAUGAUUUUGCAUUCGGUACAUUCUUGGUGGUCGGAAAGUAAACAUAUAGAGGAUGGCAAUGCGAUGGUAGACGAGUAUCCGGAUGGAUUGAACGUGACUAUAACAGCCCACUUCUCUGCAAUUGCAUACGAACAUGCAGCUUUUGUCGGUUGUGGUUUGUCGAUAUGUCGAAACCGUUCACAAAAGCCUUAUUGCAUACAUGUUACCUGUAAUUACUCAGCCACUAAUGUAAAUGGUACUUUUACGUACAAGAAAGGCAAUUCCUCAGCGUCCGAAUGUGAUUAUUAUGAGAGCGUUCCAAGUCAUAAAUAUGCAAAUCUAUGUAAAAAUACUGGCAAAAUUUUUAUAAAUUAAGAUGAUGAAUAAAUUUUUGAAUUGUCUAUUGACAAAUAAUAUUAACCUUAACAA